AUGUCGGUCAUCUUUGCACCUUCCUGGCUGCGAGGCAUGGUGAAGAUCAAUCAGGACAUUGUCCAGCAGCUCCUGGAGGACAAUGACCAGCUGAUCCACUAUAUUGUGGAGUAUCAGAACAAGGGCCAAGCGAACGAGCAUCAGCACGUGCUGCAUAGAAACCUCAUUUACUUAGCAACCAUCGCAGAUAGGAACACAGCCGUUUCUUCAAGAGCACCAGAAUAA
Molecule: messenger RNA, 225 nt
Organism: Jaculus jaculus (lesser Egyptian jerboa)
Lineage: Eukaryota; Metazoa; Chordata; Mammalia; Rodentia; Dipodidae
Product: SS18-like protein 2
Exons: 1
Coding region: 1-225 (74 amino acids)
Source: RefSeq, a predicted model, not a curated record